Molecule: messenger RNA, 4119 nt
Organism: Lodderomyces beijingensis
Lineage: Eukaryota; Fungi; Ascomycota; Pichiomycetes; Serinales; Debaryomycetaceae
Source: the annotation of a GenBank genome assembly
AUGAUUCAGUUGAUUUCACGACUACCGCUUUUGCAAUUCUUGCUAUUGUUGACCCUCUUUGCCCUUUGCAACGCGUUUGAGUUCCAAAAUGUCAGUCAGCCUCAGUUGGACUACAGUUCGUUUGAUAACCGAAUAGGGUUCUUUGGGUCCUUUUCAGCCGUGAGCAUAUAUAAACAUUUGGGUUCAUCUAGUGUUGUGUCCUUCUUUCCCGCGACUCAAAACUCAAACGGGAAUCGAAAAAGAGACGAGGACGACAGCGUACUGUCAGCUUCUCAAAAAGAGGGUUUAUACAUCCGAGAUGAAGCCCAGAAUGCAAGUUUGAAAUUGGCAGAUGUAAAUGGACAAGUCAAGCAACUUUUGAGAUUAUCCGAUGAAACUGUGGUUAUUAACGGAGACUUUACCAGUUUUAAUGGCCAGUCAGUGCGAAGCCCCAUCAUUUACAACAUUUCUGCAAAUUCAACAACCGAGAUUAUACCCAGCAGUGAAGAUUUUGAAGGACGUGUCAACACAAUCUUUGUCGAUGGCGAUCUCAUCUAUCUUGGGGGAAACUUCACAUUUAACAAUACCGUGGGAGCGGCAAUCUACAGUCAAAGCUCCAAACUGUUGAACUCGACAUUAUUCCAAGGUUUUGGACAGGGUGCAACAAUCAAUAGUAUCGUCAAGAUCUUUGACAAUGACAACAACAACGACAGCCGUGAUGGAAAUCGAGGCUCGAUCAUCUUUGGUGGGAAAUUCAACACCUUGGGCUUAUCCGAUUUGCUCGUCCACAAUAUCACUACAAACAACACCAGCAACCAUAACCAAAGCAAUUCCUCCAUUGUUAAUGCUGAGCAAAUCAUAUCGUUGAGACAUGGGACUUUUACAGACGUCAAUGCCCAGAAUCCAAGCGACAACUCGUUGAUCAUCUGCCCAGCAGAUAACCACCAAUGGGCAGCUAUCCCAAACUCGGGAGCUGAAUGGAGAGUAGAACUUCCCGAUGAGAUGAAAGGUUUGACUCCAACAAAGGCAAGAAUUUAUAUACCAGAUAGUAGCAACGGCGUCAAGUUGUUUAGAAUUUACUCCUACCCAAACAAUGGUAUUAUGAACUUGACCUAUGUCGAUCCCGUGACCCACGAAUUGACUCAUUGCGACGCAUGGUGCCCAUUGUUAUCAUUCAACAGUUUAAACGAUGCAAUUGAUAGCAACAUUGAAAAUGCUGCCGACUUGAACCAGGACGACGUGUUUGUAGAUGAAGACGACGGCACGUUUUUCAAAUACUACGACCCUAGCACCAUGACAAAGAACUUGGGCUAUGCUGCAAAUUUCCAAGAGUUUGCCUUUGUAGAUCAAGUGGGCUUCGAUGCCGUGGGAAUCACAGUUGUCGAUUGGUACGGUGACCAAGGGGUUUUGGCCGGGUUUGAGUUGUAUCAAAAUGCAAUUACGGUUUAUGGGAAUAACACGUUGAAUGAACCCAAUUGUAAUUUCGAUAUGAAUCUGAACAGCAACAAUUAUGCCGAGAUUGUUUCGGGUAAUUUCAAUUCAAUCAGGAAUUCACACCCGGGAAUUGCCAAUGACUAUUUGGUGACGUAUGAUACCACUGCUAAAAUCAAUUUGUAUCCAAACAUUUCAUAUUCUGGAGACUAUUCCAUCAUAAUGAUAACUCCAGGUUGUCUUAUGGACGAUAGCUGUGCUCAAAGAGCAAUUGUGAAUGUGACCGUUGUUGGAAUUGAUGAUACCAUUUUGAGCUCGAAUUUGAUUUACCAAAAUAACGAAAACACAAAGUUUGACUACUUGUUCUUUGGGCACAUGAACAGUUCAGACUCCCAUGCCAACAGGAUUGAAGUUUCAUACCUGCGUUCAGUAGUUCCGGAAGCUCAAAACCCCAUCAUGGUGGUUGACAAGAUUGUCGCCGACAUUGUUUCGUUGGACAGCUACUACAAUCGAAACUUUACAAACAACACGAGGAGAACAAAUGGCUCCGACUUGGCUCACAUUCAGCUAAGCGGUUUGUUUGAGUAUUCUUUAGCAAAUUUCACCAAUUUUGACGAAGAAUUGGUGCACUACGAACAGGACAAUCGGACUUUGAUCAGCUUGAACAACACAUUUGUGGGUAACUCAUCCAUAAAUGUUCUCAGUGGAAGGCUCUCAAAUAAUACCGAAAUCAGCGAAAUCAGUUUAUACGAUGGGUCCGGGUCCGGGUCCAUUUUGUCACUUUUGGGUAAUUUUGAAUCCAAUAGCACCAACUUGACCUUGUCCAAUUCCAAUUUCAUUUCCUUGAAUAUUUCUUCCUACAAUUCGACAACUAAUGAAACUGCAAUAGAUUUGCCACGCUCGCUUAAAAAGAGAGACACUCACGAAAUACAGGGCGCCACGUUCAACGAUUCGAUUUUGAAGACUGUAUCGGUGCAAAACGGGCAGGGUUUGCUUUUCCUCGGUAAGUUUACAAUGACCAAUGCCGAUAUCAGAGACUUGUCUGCAAAUAAUGCAACAACAACUCUGUCGCAGGCACAGGCAAACAACUUUGUAUUGUACUCAAACAAUCAAUGGUUUAGCUUUGGCAAUGAGUUUGAGAAUGUCGAGUUUGACCAGUUCACCAACACCACCAUUGCGGGAACUGAAUAUUACGUCUUCUCAUCCCGGGACUCCAUUUUCAGAACUUGGAACAACACGGGACACGCGUGGUCUGAUCGCGGGUUUAAUAUCACACAAGCAGCACGCUUGGACGGUAAUCAGCAGAUUAUCGGCGGUAACGGUUUCAACGUGAUGGACCUUUACAGCCAAGAUCAAGCGUAUAUCCAAAAUUCAAACCUCGACAAAUUCGGAAUAAAUGUCAGCAGUGCGGCUAACAACAACAACAGCAACAGCAUAAUCAACAAGUCCUUUUAUGUUAAUAGCACUCUCAGUGUGAUUGGUGGCAAGUUUGAGUCCAACUCAGUCAAGAAUGUUGGUAUGAUUGAUAACAAUAAUCCGGGAAACAAUCUUCAAUCUUUGCAAGGGGAUUUGGAUUGGGACCCGUCAACGGUGAUUGAAGCCCUUUAUGUCGACAGCAACGGUGAGUAUUUGUUUAUGGGUGUCAACGGCUCCGUCGCUGUGGACGGAGAGAAUGUCACUGGGCUUGUGGUCUAUGACUUGCAGAACAGUACAUUCAUGUCGACCCAGCCCGCGGCUCUUUCCAAAAACGAUGGUAGUCCGAUUCACGUCAACUCUGUCGUGUUGUACGAUGAUGGAGACAAGUUGUUAGUGGGAGGAGACUUUGAUAAUGCAGGCUCGUUAAGUUGUCCUUCCCUAUGUGUAUACGAUCUAGCAAACACAAGAUGGAUCAAUCCGCAAAGUCAAGCUGAACUGUCAACGAGUAUAUCCGGGGUCAUCACCGAUAUGAAAUUCUACCUGUCGAACCAAGUGUUGAUUGCAGGCAGGAAUUUGACCUUGAGCAACAGCGGCGUGUUCUUUUUAACCUACAAUUUCAACAACGGCGCUUUCGGUACAAAAUCUUCUUUGAACAGCUUAUCGAAAACGGUUGAUCGAUUUGUUUUGAAUGACCGCUCCAAUAGCAAUUUGGACGGAAGGAUGAUCGCCAUGGGUGAUGGAUACAUUGCUGGUUACGAUGGGUCGAAAUGGAGCAACAUCGACCAGAGCUUUGACUAUUCCAAUAACCAAACGGUUUUCGACGACAUGAAGCUCCUUGACUUGGCCAAGUCGUCCUCAUACAGACAAACCUAUUUCGACAAUGACAAGACCCUUUUGAUUGCUGGUACAUUUGCCCUUGACGGGUAUGGAUUGGCCAACAUGGCGUUUUAUAAUGGCACAGCGUGGAUUCCAUAUGUCUACACCACAUCGCCAUUGGACUCAACUCGCAUUGGCGAAGUCAAGUCUAUUUUGGUCAAUGACGCUUACCGGUUCCAGUCAAGUAACGAUUUAAAGAAUUUGAGAAAUUACUUGUCCAAGGGUAAAGUUGUUGGUAUUUCACUCGCUUGUGCCUUGGGAUCAACGGCGCUUUUGGGGUUGUUGUACAUUAUCCCAUAUUUCGCCUUGUUGAAGAACAGGAAAGGCUACGUGCAGAGAAUCCACGAGCUGGAUAUGAUGCAGGCUGUCAACCCUGAAGAUCUAAUACAUGAGAUUGACCUACAGCGGGAGAAGUGA